Anolis carolinensis (green anole) is the source of this 13482-nucleotide messenger RNA. It is a transcript of the gene klf12, whose product is annotated as KLF transcription factor 12. Gene Ontology annotation, biological process: regulation of transcription by RNA polymerase II. NCBI's taxonomy places the organism in Eukaryota, Metazoa, Chordata, Lepidosauria, Squamata, Anolidae. The record is from RefSeq and is a predicted model, not a curated record. Gene Ontology annotation, molecular function: RNA polymerase II cis-regulatory region sequence-specific DNA binding; DNA-binding transcription factor activity, RNA polymerase II-specific. The transcript has 8 exons. Bases 1 to 1242 code for a protein of 413 amino acids.
AUGCAACCCGAGCGCGUCCCCGCCCAGCAGCAGCAUCACCAACACCAUCAUCAUCAUCAUCAUCAUCAUGUGAUCCGGGAUAUUACAACAUUGGAGAACAGAAUGUUAAUGCUUGAUGGGAUGCCUGCAGUCAGAGUCAAAGCAGAGCUGCUGGAAUCAGGACAAGGGUCUCCAAACACUCAUAGUUACCCAGAUAUGGAAGCUGUACCCCUGUUGCUGAACAGUAUGAAGGCAGAUUCAGAAGAAGACUCUUUGCCCACAGACCAUUUCCAAACGCAAACUGAGCCAGUGGACUUAUCAAUAAACAAAGCCCGAUCAUCCCCCAUUGCUGCUUCAUCUUCACCAGUAUCCAUCACUGCAUCAGCUUCCUCUCCCUCUUCUAUUUCUACUUCUUCUAGUCGUCCAGCUUCAUCACCAACAGUAAUCACAUCAGUAUCUUCAGCAGCCUCUGCUCCAUCAGUAUUAACUCCAGGACCACUUGUGGCAUCUGCGUCAGGUGUUGGAGGGCAGCAGUUUUUGCACAUAAUCCAUCCAGUACCUCCUUCAAGCCCUAUGAACCUACAGACCAACAAAAUGAGUCAUGUACACCGCAUUCCAGUGGUGGUACAAUCGGUACCUGUGGUCUACACAGCUGUGAGAUCACCAGGGAAUGUGAACAACACUAUAGUAGUACCGCUACUGGAGGAUGGGAGAAAUCACAUGAAAGCACAAAUGGACCCACGUGGACUAUCUCCCAGACAAAUUAAAAGUGACAGUGAUGAUGAUGACCUGCCAAAUGUGACCUUGGAUAGUGUUAAUGAAACUGGAUCUACAGCCCUCUCUAUAGCCAGAGCAGUUCAAGAAGAAAGCAUGUGGGGCUGUGCCAGGUCAGCUGUUAACACUUUUCGUUUUUUCAACUCCAGUUCAAUUUCACCAUUUAGUAUUGAGAGCACAAGACGCCAGAGAAGGUCUGAAUCACCUGACUCUAGAAAACGCCGUAUCCACAGAUGUGAUUUUGAAGGAUGCAACAAGGUAUACACAAAAAGCUCCCAUCUGAAGGCUCACCGGAGGACGCACACAGGAGAGAAACCAUACAAGUGUACCUGGGAAGGCUGCACCUGGAAGUUUGCUCGUUCAGAUGAACUGACGAGGCACUACCGCAAACACACAGGAGUGAAGCCGUUCAAGUGUGCAGACUGUGACCGAAGCUUUUCCCGCUCAGAUCAUUUGGCAUUGCACCGCCGGAGGCACCUGCUUGUCUGAAAAAUGCUACCUUGUCCCCCUCCCCCUGAAAAAAGUACGGAAGUACCAAGAGCUGGGUCUCUUUUAACUACUUCGAAUUCAGCAGGGCUGAAUCCCAUUAUGAUGGCAUUAGCACAAAAGAGGGCGUUCGGCAUUGUCCCGUACAUACACAAAGAAGCAAGAAAUGUAGUGCCACAAUUCUCCUCCCAUCUGAAGUUGGCUUUCCAGUGUGGACAAAGUGAUCACCUUCAGCUGGGAGAUAAUAGCUUAAUGCUAGAAGAUCGGGCAUUAUUUUCUAACCCGCGUCCUUUUGAAAGUAUUUACGGCUUGUACCUUUUCUCAACCAUUACACUUUUUUUCUUCUCUCUCUCCUGAAGAAAUAUGGCUAUUGCAAGGACCAGAUGUCACAGCCUUUGAAAAAGAACAAGCCUCCUGGACCUCCACUUCAUGUGCUGCUGCUUCUCUCAGUCUCUCUCUCUCGCUGUCUAUGCUCUCUCUCUCGCUUUUUAAUUCUCAAAACACUUCAGAAUAUCAUCAUCCUAGAUUAUUGAGUAAUCAGCAAUCCACAAAAGCCAGCUAUAUGGACUAGAAAGAUGACUGAAGAAAAUGAAGCUCUUGGAAGUGCAAGGAUUUCUCAGCACACUUAUGCAAUAAAUAUGGUGGUAUUUUUACAUAUUUACCCCCUUCAUCAUUACGUUGGACUUUUGAGGCCCUUAUCAAAAUUUAAAUUUUGCUGUUCUUAAAUUCUCUUUCCUUUCUGGCAUUUAUUUUCCAAAGCAAAAUCUGCAGAACUGGUAUCAGUAACAUUUCUGUGUGAAAUAACUCUCUUUUUGCUUAAUUUAGAAUAGGAAGAGGUAAUUAAAAUGUCCUGUCAUGGUUACAUAGUAGAACAAAUGUUAGAUCAGCCUUCCCCAACCUGGUGCCCUUCCCAGUUGGACAACAACUACCAUCAAUGUAGCCACUGGCUGAGUAUAAUGGGAGUUGUCAUCCAACAAAUUUCAAGGGCAGCGCACAAGGAAAUGCUGUGUAUGCCCAUCCUCGUUAAGCUGGUAUUUCAACUGUCACUUUUUUAUUUGCAGGUUAAAAAAUAUUCAAAUAUUCAUGUAUGAGUUGCUCUAUCAUCUUUUGAUUACUCUGCAGUUGGUGACUGACAAGCAAAUGUAUAAACUGUCUUCUUUGCAGCAAUACUGUCUCUUGGAAGAACCAAUGUGAUAAACCAAUGUGUGUUUGUGCCUGAUGGCAUAUUCAUAUCUGCAAGUCCAACCAUCAGUUGUGUUGAGCAUGAAUGUGUGUGCCACCUGUUUGGCCUACUUGAGUUUGUUUCCAAUGUAGUUGUAUUUACGAAUGCAGUAUCUAAGAUCCACUGAAAGGGAACUACAUAUUUCAGUAAUGAAAAAUAGGGGAAGGGGUGAGAGGCCUUUGAUUUAAUUCAAAGGGGUUCCGAAAAAUUGCCGUUUUCCAGACACAGAGUCCCAUGAUAAAUCUUACUUGUGCUAGCGAGAAUUAGUAAGAAAUAAGGGUAUAGAACUUUUGUUGUUUUAUUAGCCCACACAAGACAAAAAAAGCAAAGGUUUUCAAUCCAUUCGGCCAGUUUAUAACAGCUUUCCUAUAUUUUUCAUCUUUCAGGAUAUUUUUGCAAAAAUUUCAUUUGCAGAAGAAAACCUUGUAUUUUGUACAAAAUACAAAUGCUUAUGUCAGGAAAUUGUAUCCUGCAAAAUGCAAUAAAUUCUUGCAGAGAAGUGUUGUUGCACAAAAUACUGUGGGUUUUGCACAAUGUUUUUGCAAAAAAAAAUCCCAAAAUGUUAGAAAUAAAUGCACAAUAGUUUUAUUAUCAUAUUGUGACAUAUCAAGACAUACCUUGUGAGAGAUAAGAACACAGUCUUGCUGGGUGGAGACCAGACCAGAGUUGGGCAUUCUCAAAGAGUGCAGUAAGUGACUCUUGAAGCUGAAGAGAUAUUCUGUACCCAUCAAGUAGUCAGCAAUUGACAGCACCUGGUGACUGAGACAGAGAAGUGAGUGCCAUCCAUCCCAUUCCAAAUCAAAAUUAAAAUAAACACAAUUCAGAGAACUAUCCCCUUUAAAUGAUAUCUAAGCAAUUGUUACCUGAGGUGGUUUUCUCCUUCUGCCUAAAAGUAGGCCAUCUUGCUCUGAUCUAGUAAGAAGUAGCCACUUCCCACUCCAACUAUAACAGAUAAAACAGAAUCCAUUUAAAACAUUAAGUAGGCCAUAUUAUCUGACCUAUUGGCCAAUCAGCUGAUUUCAGGUAUUUUGACCAUUUGGAAACAGCAAAUGAAGAAUAGUGAACUUCCUUGGAUGGACAUCCAUCAGAGCUCACAUAAUUAUGUAGACUAUGUUGCACUCUUUCUUUGGAAGGAUCCUGGGAAGUGGACUCAUGAGUAUUUUAUAGUAUCACAAUUGCAGCAAGACAGGUGUCUGUCAUUUCCAAAUGGUUUGUCUGGUCCAUUUUCAUAGUUAAGAAGACUAUAAAGUGCAGCAUGAAGGGACUUCCCCCAUCUGGCACUUUCCAGGUGAACUAUAACUGCUAUUCUCCCCAACCCGAAACUGGAACUGGUGAAAGUUUUAGUCCAGUACAUACAGAAGAACUCAGGCAGUGCACAACUGAACUAGAAUAUAAAUCAAGAGAUUCAUUAUAAAUCUUAAGAAAUGUAUCAGAUAGCUCUCUUGGGUGUCCUUUGAGACUAAAUGAGAGAAAGAAAUUGUUAGCAUACUCUUUUGUAGAUUUAACUACAGAAAGUCUCUUAAUCUCUUAAUUCAAAAAGCUUUGCUUUUCAAUUAGCCAUACCAGAAGUUUUGGUUUCAUAUCUAAAAUAAUCAACUUGCAUGGAAUUUGUCAUAUAUACUCACAGAUAUAUGACAAAUGAUUAAAGAUGAGGCAUUACAAAAAGUGUUGUGUCUACAAGUCCUGGCCCAGUGCCUAUAACAGGGCCUUUUAUACUGGAGUAUAUAAAGUUACACCAAAAAGGGCACAGUCCUUCAGGCUUUCUACUAAUAGGAUGGACAGGAUUCAGCUAAAUUUAUGGACAUUUAAAUUUCAUUGAUUUUGGUGUAGAGAGUGAAACAUGCUUAACCUAUUAUUCACAUUAAUUAGGAUUUUAAAUGUUUAAUUGUUUGGAUAGUUCCCAAUAUUCACAUGGCAGCUCUUGAUGUUUUUGGAAAAAUGGAAACUCAUUGCUACACCCUUUGUUGGACAAAAUUCAACAUGACAAAACAAUUAGGGAAUGAGGUAGCCUAGAGCAUGUUUGACCAUUUCCAAAAUGUGAUCUUUAUUGAUAUGAAUUGAAUGUAACAAGAAGUUGGUGACCUUUUGUAUUUGAACAACUAAUGCCCAAUGUCACAGACACAGACCAAUUGCUCUCACUGGACAAGUGUAGCUUCUCCAUUGGAAGCUACAUGUUCAGGCAUAGUAUACCUCUGGGGAUCUGAAGUUAUAGACAAACAAGAAAAGGAGGUAAUCGCUGCCCUAUCCUGCUUAUGUGUUUCUUCAGACAUCUGUUGGAUGCUGGAAUGGAGGACCAGUUCUUAGUUCAAUUUAUAAAGGUGAUGUCUACAGCAAAUGACAUCGUAAUGCAGUUAUUAUAAUAGGAGCAAACAGCCUAUGCCUCACAGCAUUCUACAUUCAUUGUUAUUUUUGUUUUGGAUAUUGAAUGGUCUAUUACACCUUCUGUAGGAAUAAGAGGGAAUUUCACCAUGUUUUUCAUUAAGGUGUGGGGGGGGGGGGGAGGUUCAAAACUUGAAAUAACUUUGGCAUAAAUCUAGUUGGCUGUGGGCACCACCCCAAUUUCUGGGAUUACUCAUUUCAGUGCUAGAACAUGGGAUGUAUACUUUGGUAGUGGACUGCUUUGCAAGGAAGCCAAUGGAAUGAUGAAUUAAUCAUCCUGUUUUCCAAAUCCAAGAAUGCUUGGAUGGAUGUUCAUUUGUUUGCUUGUCUUAUUAGGGUGGUAGAGCUCCACUGCACAUGGACUUUUUUUAGUUGUGGCUGCUACAUAGUAAAAUGCCCUUCUUGCCACCUUUGUUAGUGUCUGCAUUGUCUCUGUAACAUAUUUGAUAUCAGUUCAUCUGAUAUGUUAAUAUGGGUCAAUUUAUUUCAGUCUUGGGAUUUUACACUAAUAAAUGUAUCCUAGUGUCAUUAGCUAAGCAACAUGUAUUUUGAGCCAGUUGAAUUUACUCAACAAGAGAAUCACCUUCACAAAAUAAAAUGUGGAGGUCUUUGGAUUUUGUAUAACUACUGUUAAAAGUAGCUUUCCAUUUUAAAAAAAACAAAGAUUCCAUUGGGAAUGAAGAAAUAAUUCCAGUGUAUCACUUCUCCAAUUAUCUGUUUGUUAAAACAGAAAUGGGAGGUGCUCCCCACCCUGGUACUUACAUAUAGUUACACUGAUGGGAAAGAGAAUCAUGCAAAAAUACACAUUUCUUAUAACUUGUACAGAUAAACCUGGGUGUAGGCUUGGAGCUACAGAAUGUUCAGAAAUAGUCACUUUUUGAUAAGUCUUCUCUUUAUCGAUUAUAUCAUGCAAGUAAAAAUUCUCCCUUAUUCAUUGCAGGACUCAUUUACAAAUUAAAGUGGAUCUCUAUGCAUUGUAUCAAUUUCUCUCCUUCCCCUUCAUUGAAAAAAGUCCAGGCUAAAAUAAACUACAAUUCAAUCCCAUUGGCCUUGAUGCAAUUGUUAGUCACGACAUAGGAGGUGUCUAUAUUACACAAUAGUAGCAGUUUUUACGCUGUUAACUACUAGAAUCCUGAGAUUUGUACCUUGGUGCAGUGGUAAGAAUUCACUUUUGAGAGCUCCAUUGCUAUGCUUCCAGAGAAAGGCUUCAGCACUCACUAGCAGAGAGGGUUACAGAUUCCUCAACACACUACAAAUCACUGAAUUCCAUAGGAUGGAGCAAUGACAGUUACAGUGGUAUCAAACCACUGUAAUUAUGCAAUAUGCACACAUCUUUCAUCAAUGGGAACUUCAUAAGCCAAUGUAUAUAUAUAAGUUCCAACAAUAAUGGUGAAAUUGGAUAUAGGUCCUUGAUGAUUCAGUGAGAUUGGAUAAACACCACUAGUGAGAGAAUUACAACAGUUAACAGCCUUCAGUAGAAAUCAGAAUGAAACAAGCAGGCUUAAAUGUGGAGAGGUGAACACACAUAGCCAUAGAAACAAACAGCACAGUGUUAAGGGAGACCAUAUAGUACAUCCGUUCACACUCAGGUCUGAUUAGUAAUACCUAUUCUGUCUUCAUAUGCACGGCAGAAGGAGGAUAAAUUCCAUGCCUUCCCUUUCCCUGUAUCUGUUGGAGCUUCUGACAGAAAUGCCCUGCAUCUAUACAUUGCUUCUCAGACAGCUUCUCAUUUCAGACAUGCUACUGGUGGGCAAAAUAAAAACAUUUUCCCUAACUGACUCCAGUAUAUCACCAUUACACAAUGACUGAUUUUGCCCAUCACCCCCUCUAAACCAUUUUUAUGAAGAUAAAAUAAUGUAAGCAGAUCAUUGGGUUGUCAGUCCACACAAGGAAUGGAGAGGCAGAUUUACUUCUACUCUGUCUUGUUAGUUGUGUCUACUUGGAUCUGUUCAGGAGAACGUUAAGUGAUAGUUAGUGCUAGAGAUGCCAUAUUCACAUGAGUAUUUCUUGCCCAGAGUUGGUAGCGAUUAAUCUGGGGGAAGCUCUUAUCAGUCAUUCAUGUUUGGUUCUAUAUUGCAGCAAUACACCAUUCGGUGCAAAUGGGUUUUUGUGCAAGGGUGUCACUGAUAGCAGGCACAUUCUUUGUUCAUGAAUAAGAACCAGGAUAACUUUCUAGUUCUGUGGGAAAUGGGUACGUCUAAGCGAAAGUAUUAUAGCACAAUCCUUUCCGUAUCUGUGCAGAAUCCGUACAGUGUUCAGUGGGGCUAACUCCCAUGCAUGUAGGAAUAGAAUUGCAACCUCAGCAUCUCAUUUAAAAUAAUAAUAAUAAUUUGCUCUGUUUUUAUUUUCCAAUGAAAAAAAAUCACCUCAGUCCUGUUUUAUAUGCUCCUUUAAGCUAGUAGUUCUCAACCUAUGGGUCCCCAGGUGUUUUGGCGCACAACUCCCAGAAAUUCCAGCCAAUUUACUAGCUGUUAGGAUUUCUGGGAGUUGAAGGCCAAAACAUCUGGGGACACACAGGUUGAGAACUACUGCUUUAAGCAGAAGCAGCCAUCCAUAUUCUGCCCCCAUUAAUAUAUAUCUAUGGCCCCACAUAAGUGCAUAUAGUGAAUUGUGCUUAUGUGUGCAAUCAGAAUCAAAAUGGAAUAAACGCUUUCAAUUUUUUAAAAAAGUUGGGAAUAGCUUUUCUUUAGCCUAAAAUAAUUUUACCUUAUUAGAAAGCCAGCUUGUAUUACUGUAUUAUGCCUUUGCCUGUGUUUUAUAGAUGAAGAUGUAUAAACUUAAAACUGCUAUAUUUUCACAGUUUCAUUAAAAAAGAAAACCUGUAACCGUGCAAUGUGUACUCAACAAGUCAUGCCCAUUGGUACUUUUAAAUAGGCUGACAAUUCAGAGCGUAGGGAAAUUACUUGGGUUUGGGACUACAGCUCCCUGAACCCUCCAACCAGCAUGGAUAAUGGAAACUAGUCCAAAACAGUCACUUUCCCAAGCUCUGGCUGACAUCCAGCUGAUUCAAGUACCAACACACUUUUUAGUAUGAAGCUCAAUUAUACAAAUACUAUCUCUUUACAGGAAAAGGAAAAGCAGAGAAAAGAAGGAAAAUAAAAUAAAAUUGAAGGUAUUUUACUGUACUUGUAACAGUUUCAAUAUUCUGUAAUAUAUUAUGUGAUAGUGAAAAAAUAUUUUCAAGCUCACGGUUUUUCACAGGAUGUAAAUAAUUGAAGCGGAUGUUUUUGAAAUGGAUGCAUUUAGUUGUCACCACCAAAAAGAAAUGUGCUCAAGAAAAUGUAUUGUAAAACCUUCAUAACAUCAUUGAUGAUUCUUUUUUUAAAAAAAAAAAUGGGAAAAAAUGUUCUAGUUUGUCAAAGCAUGUUGUCAAUAUAUCGUUUACCCUAGCCACUUGCAUUUGUAUUUGCUGAGAUUGUGUCAACAGACGGGCGUGACUUCUACUUGUUUAGUAAAUCACUUUGAAACUGAAACCAGUCAGGAAAUUCAUAUUGGCAUGAGGGAAUAGGUAGUAAUCUUUGACUAUUCGAAGAAAAUAAGUCAAAUAUCCACUGUGCAAGUGCAUUUAGUCCUGUGGUCCCUGGCCUUCAUUUGCAGAGCAUUUCAAUGAUUUUAUCUAAGGAUAGCCUUGGAUAAGGUUAUCCUUGGAUAAACUAAGAUUUUCUCGAUAAAAAUAAGAUUAUCUAGAAAAUAAUCUUAUGGCAUGUUUUUAAUAAAUAGCAUCGUUACUGUAUUGUUUUACAAACCAGAGUCCACUUUAUUGGUUAUAUGUCAACUGUACUGGAGGUAGGUCAGUUGUAAGCGCUAGCAGUGAGGACAUGGGAAAUAGAAUACAAAAUGUAUGCAAAGUGAUUAAUACAAUAAUGCUUUAGAUCUGCUCAACAUUAUUUUAGUGACCAUGGGAAAGCCCAUUAUUCCAAUCCAAGUGAUAGGUGACAGAAUGCAACUUCUUAAUAAAGAAUAAUUCAGUCAUUUUCAUACAAGGGUCUACCUUUGAUGUUCCUGGGUCAAAAGAUGGUCACUUUGAACUUGGCAGCAAAGUGUGCUGAGAGCUUGAAAUGUUCUCCAAGUCAUUUGUCUGUGUAUGUGUGUCCGUCCAUGUGUUCUGUUGUUCAGAAAUUUAGCAAUGUCACAGUUAUUGGCCAAGAUCCAAGGGACAUAAUGUCUCUCAGAUAUGUCUCUGUGGCUACAAUUCCCAAGACUACCCCUUCAAACUCUACUUGGGAGCCAUGCCCCAGCAAUGGCAAUUUCUGGGGAUCAUGGAGCAGAAAGGGACAGAAUUCUAAUGUAUACGAUUACAAAAAAAAAAGUUAAUUCCCUUCAUAAGGUAAAGGUACUAUACUGUAAAUUAGGCCAGAUGUACUCUGCCACAUAAAGCAGUUUGAAACUGCAAUAUAUGUGCAGUGUUGACCCAUAUGAUGCAGUUCAAUGUAGAUCCAGCUUUAGUAAGAGAAUGCCAAUCAUUAUUUUGAACCAAUGACAAGGUUUGCUGUAAUGGUUCUGCAUUCGUUUAGGCAUCACCACACUUUUUGCAUUUCUUAUUCCCAUGACUUCACUGCUCACUAUUCCAACAUAUAGAUGCAUUUGUAUGCCAGUGCAGGAAAACAUGUCAUGCAGUUGAUGGUCUAGAUUUCAGUCCAGAAAAAAAUGAUGUUAUAGGACAAGCAACAAGGAAAAGAAAUGUCAGGGCAUACUGAUAGAAGGAACAUAGCUUCCUUCACAUCUUAUUGUUCCCAGUAAACUGGACUGAAUGACAUUAGUUAAUUUACCAGAUGGGAAAAUCAGUUAACAUAAAAUGCACAUGGUGGUAUGAUGUACAAUUCAUUGACUCCUGUCCAGAUUUCAAUGCACGUGAUGGCUUCCUCAUGCACAUAAGCUGACCAGAAAAGAAAAACUUUUUUCCAACAUUGAAAAAUAGUCAUGUAUGAAGCAGUUUCAGGAUCCAACUAGAGAAAGACAUGUUGACACACUAUAGCACAUAAUUUUGACCAUUUAAUUUGGAGUGAAAUGGACAAACCAUUAUAAGGAAAGAUUGUUUCUGAUAUGGUAGCUGUCGACAUUUCAUUAAAUUGGUAUUCUUUUGCAUUUCCUCCUGUAGCUACACAAUUGAAAAGGGUCACUCUGACCUGGAUCCAACAGAAUCUACACAUAUCAAUAGAACUGUUGAGAAAAAGGAUUGUCAGGCUGGUUCACACUUACCAAGGAUCCUUUUAACAACCUCGUCCCCUCCCUCUACCAUGCAAAUGAAGACAAUGUGUGAUGCAAUUAUUCUUUACAUAAGCCAGAAUUUCAUUAUUCUUCCUCAAGAAAGGGGGAAUUAAUGAGUCAAAAAGUGAUAAAUCAUUCCCAACAUGCCUACUGCCUUGGAGAGGUGGGGAAGGGGGGGAAAUCAAUAUCCUGUGAAAGGGAAGUUGGGCACCAGCUCCUUCGCUUUGUAAAUAAGAUCUAAGUGAGUAUAUUGAACCAGCCUGAAGGGAUAUUUUGGAGAUGUCCACUCCUUUUUGCAAGAUUAGCAACAACAGUUUGAGUGUCUGUCUAUUAACAUUAGAAAAGAUGAGGAUGUGCCCUAUACUCUUUACAUAGCAAUAAACUCCAGCUGUAUUAUCAUAAGGCUCUGUUUUCAAUUUGGGGAAGGAAGGGGUGAGAUGGCACUGGAUCCCUGUAGAUCCAACACAGCAAAUCACAAAGUGCCAUUUGUCUACUCUCUGUCUCUCUUUUUUUUCCAACCUGAUGUGCUUUCUGUAAGUAGGAUUUUCAUAUACCUAAGAGAAGGAAAAACAAAUUUACAGGAGGGAAGGGGCCUUUUUAUACCAUACAGUGAGAAUGUUAUGAUUCCACUUUAACUGCUGUGGAAACAUCCUGGGAAACUUUGGUAUUUUUAUUGAAGGGAGGGAUAUUUCAAAUUCUCUCUUAUAAUGUUCUAGUGCCUCACACUACUAUAAAUCCAUGGAUUCCAUAGGAUGUUCCAUGACAGUCAAAGUGAAAUCAUAAUGCCAUAAUUCUGUAGCAUGAAAGAGCCCUUGAAAAGAGCUCUACAGUAGCAUCAGGGCCUUCUAAUUGUAGAUCCAUUACAAGCAUCCUCUCCCUCUAUGAGUUGUUAUUGUUUAAUAUGUUGUCUUUCAAAACAAUUAAAAUUAUCUAGCAUGAGAACAAUUGGUGUCAUUAAAAUGCAUUCCAUUAAUAAAUAUUACCACUAAAAUGAAGUGUGUGUGUGUGUAUAUAUAUAUAUAUAUAUAUAUAUAUAUAUAUAUAUAUAUAUAUAUGGACAUUCUACCCGCACAUUCAGUCACAUAUUUUCCAACACAUUUGGAUUAGGUAGUUAACUCCAUAUUCCUUGGUAAGAUGAAAGCAGAGGUUCAUGCUAUUCUGAAUGGACGACUCAUGUUGACAUAUGUGGUAAUUCCAUUGGUCAUUUACUUCCAAAUUUGUGUAAUUCUAUAUUAUGCCAACUCUAACAUAAGUCCAUUGAUUUGAGCAGGUGUUAUUCCCAAAUUGCAAUGAACAAGGUUGCACCCUUUCAAACCAACUGAGCAAUACCAUUUUUCUACAAUUUAAGAAAUAAGUAUCAGAGUGACAGGAUUGACAGGGCUGUUCACUUUUUACAAAACUAUUUUUCUUUUGUCUUAGAACAUGCAAGCAGGCAAUAUUGACUAUUUUGAAAACUUUGAAAGAUAUUUAAAUAAUUGUUACCAACUCUUAUUUAUACUGAAAGCUUAACUUUUUAAAAAAUGUAAUGAAUACAAACUUUUAAAAAAACCUUAAAACUAUUUAAUUCAUAUUGUAUAAUUUUGCUGACAUAUUGACUGUGCAAAAUACUUCAUUGUCACCCCAUAAUUCAUUUCAGCCUUUGGCUUAUUUGCACAAACAAGGUUUAAUCAGAAAUGGAAAGUAGAUGAACACAGAGUUUACUCUCAGGUCAACAAGCAGUUGCCAGGCCCCAUUAAAUUAAUUGCUGGAUUGCAUUGUUUCAGUUGCCCUACUCUAAUUUGGACCAGCAAUGAAAUCUUUGUAUCUCUAAAAUAUCAUUGCCAUUUUGUUAGAGGAAGAAUAGGGAAUGUAUGUUCUCCCAGGUGUCAUCAGGCUGAGACGGCCAGUGUUGACAGGCCAUUGGAGUUAUCUGAAGAGCUGUGUGUUUUUCAGCCUGAGUAUUCUUUGAUAUGGAAGUAAAUCAUUCAUCAGUGGAGGUCCACUUGGAUCUAUUUUCAAGGGGAAGUUUCCUUACAUAACCCUAAUUGAAAUUAUGGGGAAUAAGAAGGGAAACUCGGCAGUAGUUUUGAUAUAAACCUCCUGAAAUUAUAAAUGGAAUAUAUUUGUGUUCCUGGCUGGUAAACUCAAAUUCACAAGCCCUUAACUCAGUCCCCAUCUUGGGAAACUUAAUGGACUACAACACAGCUAUUUGCAUCGAUGUUCAACAAGUCUACAAAGCAACUUGUGAACCCAUCCAAUGGAAUGCAACCCACCAGAUCCCUUGGAAGUUCCAUAAUAUUCCUGGUUUUCCUGCUGCUAUGAGACUUUAAAAAACGGGUAUGUAGGAGAAUGUUGAGAAGAACAUUCAUGGCAUAUCCUGUGAGCUGUAAUAAGUUGGUGGACUCACAAGUUAGUGCAAUGCUACUCAUGCUCAUUAAAUGCAAUUGAAUCAUUUUUCUGUUGCUCCUCUGCUUAAAAACAACCACAACAAAAAUCCAUUUGUGGCUUCUUUGCUGUACUUGUUCUCUUGCUAGGAAGAAGACGGGAAGAGGAAAUGGUAUCGUAUGUGGGAGCACAAACUGAAAACUGGGGAAAGUCAAAUACAUUUAAAGAGGCAGUCAAAGGCUGGGAAAUGUAUGUUUAUCCAUUCUCAUUAAGGCAGCAACAACAAAAGCCAUUAAUUGGUGGUUUUAGGACCAGGAGAGCAAAACAGGUGAAUGAAUUUAAAAAACCCACUAAUGUUCAUAAAAUGAUAUAGUCAUCUCUACCAACUACAUAAAAUGGGAUGGAAGUUUCACAUCAAACUUUUUUUGUGCAGCAUUCAGUUAUCUUUCUUUAGUAUAAGAUGCAGCAUAUAUCAGUCAGUAUCCGUACACCUCAAAAAUGCUCCCAGAAUUGAGUAUGUUCAUGCUAGAAAACAAAACAAUAGCUCCUUCCAUUUUUCUUCAUUACAUUUCAAAACGGUUUUCAGUACAAAUGUAUUUCCUUUUCCUUUUUUUUAAAAAAGCAUUUAAUUUCCUAAUAGUUUUCUCCCUGUGCAUUUAUAUGCUACAUAGCGAUUAAGCAACACCUAUGUUAUAAGUUUAUUAAUGAUUAUGUACGUGUUGUUCUUGUAUUUAUGUAUAGUGUAUGUAUUGUAAAUAUACUCAGAGCUUUUCCUCUUCUUUACUGUAAAACGGUGAUUUUUUUUCUUUAUUUUGUUUGCCCAACCAUCAUUGUAAAGGGAGUUCCCCCCACUCAAGAAACCCCAUCAGAGGACAAUUACUUCAUGAAUUAAGUGUUAACGUUUUUAAUGGUGUCUCAGACAUUAUUCUGUUGGUGCAUUGCUUUUAUGUAUUCAACUUUUCCUAUGAAUUGAGCUGUGAAUUGAAAUAGAGUUUAAAUCUUUAAAUGUAUGCAUUGGUAUAAAUAUCUGAAUGGAGGCAUGAAGGAUAAAUAAAGCAUUUUGUAUGGAA